UAAACAAUUCAAGAGCUCCCUAGAAUGUUUGUAUAGUGAGUCACAAAUUAAGAUAGGUCAUAAGUUAGGCCAUACGUCACACAUACUAACUAAUGUAAGGAACGUACCACAGUAAGUGUGUUUUGUAUACAUUUACAAAAUAUUUUUAAAAAUUAAAAUAUGUUUGAGUGAGGUGCAAAGAGCAAGGUUAAUUUCAGUCAGCCCAUUCCCAUUCCAGUUCCAAACAUAGCUAUUAGCAAGAGCAAGUAGCUGUUUGCUCUGUUAUCUUGCGUUGGACGUUUAUAAGCCUAAUUAUAUUUUUCUAAAAUUAGAUACUUCUAGAGUGACUAAAAAUUUUUAAUACAGAAUGUCCUCAAUAACAAAUCACCCCGAUGAAAUAGUUCAUCAUUUGGGGAAUACUUUUCAAAGUGGUAAAACAAAACCUAUAGAGUAUAGGAUUAAACAAUUAAAAUCCUUACAAAAAAUGUUGGAAGAAAACAGAGAAGAAAUUAUUAAAGCACUAUUUGAAGAUUUACAUAAAAGUAAAUUUGAAAGUAUUUUGACUGAAAUAAAUUUUGUUCUUCAUGAAAUAAAAUAUAUACUGGCCAAUAUAUAUGACUGGGUGAAACCUGAAAAACCACCUAAGGAAUUUGCAAACAUAUUAGAUGAUGUGUAUAUUUUACAUGAACCUUUUGGAGUGGCUUUAGUAAUAGGUGCUUGGAAUUAUCCGCUGCAGUUAACAUUAGGUCCUGUUUGUGGAGCAAUAUCAGCAGGUAACUGCGUAGUAAUAAAACCAUCAGAGGUAGCUCCGGCUAUUGCAAAAUUCUUUGCUGAUAAGAUUCCACAGUAUUUGGACGAAGAUGCGUACCAAGUUUAUUUAGGAGGGAUUCCUGAAACUACUGAAUUACUAAAGCAAAAAUUUGAUUACAUUUUUUAUACUGGUUCAACUGUUGUGGGCAAAAUUAUUCAAGCUGCUGCUAGCAAACACCUUACACCUACUACACUAGAACUUGGAGGUAAGAGUCCUGUUUAUUUGGACAAGAGUGCCAAUAUUGAAAUAGCUGCAAGGAGGAUCAUUUGGGGGAAAUUCAUAAAUGCAGGCCAAACCUGUGUUGCUCCUGAUUAUUUACUGUGUUCUAAAGAAGUGCAGGAGAAAUUCGUACUCAGCAGCAAGAGAAUCCUCAGAGAAUUUUAUGGGAAGGAUCCAAAAACAUCUCCAGACUAUGGCAGAAUUGUAAAUGAUAGGCAAUUUCAGAGGCUGACUAAUUUACUAAAAACUAGCGAUAUCGUAGUUGGCGGCGAUACUGAUUCAUCAGAAAGGUACAUUGCUCCUACCAUAGUGACAAACGUAAAACCUAGCGAUCCUGUGAUGCAGGAAGAAAUUUUUGGGCCUAUAUUUCCCAUAAUUAAUGUGGACAAUGCCUAUGAAGCUAUCAGCUACAUAUGUAACAACGAAAAACCUCUGGCCUUAUACAUUUUUUCAAAUAGAAAGGCAGAUGUCAGAGAAAUUCUGGAAAACACAUCGGCAGGGGGCGUUACAGUUAAUGAUACUGUCAUGCAUUUGACCGUACCAACUUUGCCAUUUGGGGGUGUGGGAAGCAGUGGGAUGGGUGCAUAUCACGGUAAAUAUAGCUACGACACCUUUACACAUAAGAAAAGUGUACUGCAUAAAGAUUUGAGCUUUCUAGGAGAGAAACUUUCAAAUGCUAGAUAUCCACCUUUAACUUCAGGCAAAUUGUCUUAUUUACAAUUCAUGUUAUCGCCAGGAUUGACAUUUUCUUUUAAAUAUGUUUCUCACCUGGCUACAUUUCUUUUAGGGAUAGGGGCCGUAUAUGGGUUCCAAUACUUGUAUAAGUUGAACAGUAAAGCGAAUAACUAGUUAUACUAGUUUCAGAAGUUAGUAUUUCUAUAUAAUGCGGUACAAAAGAAAAUUUUAUCAAUUAUGCUUUUUAUACAAUUUUAAUGCAGUGCUUUACUCUAUAUACUUAAAUAAUUGCAAAAUGAUAACGGUACUGUUGAAUAAUUACAUGUUUAUUAUUAUGUAGAUUGAUAAACAGAACAUAACUUUUAAAAUGCACAAAUAUUUUCUGCGUUUUGUUUGUUUAUUCAUAAUUUACGUCACAAACACUAAAAGUAAAAUAAAAGCAUCAUUUAACUAUUUUAUUGAGAUAUAUGUUAUCUUUACAAUUUUUUUAUUUGUAAGCAAUAUAAAAGUACAAAAAUAGUGCACUUUUGUAUAAGCAGAAUUCUUAUAGCUGUUUUACAUUGACAAUUUAUUGAUCAAUUAAUUCAUGAAGUCGCUUCAUCAAGAAAUUGGACAAGUGUAAU
Anoplophora glabripennis (Asian longhorned beetle) is the source of this 2307-nucleotide messenger RNA. RefSeq names its product aldehyde dehydrogenase, dimeric NADP-preferring (gene Aldh-III). NCBI's taxonomy places the organism in Eukaryota, Metazoa, Arthropoda, Insecta, Coleoptera, Cerambycidae. Gene Ontology annotation, biological process: aldehyde metabolic process. Gene Ontology annotation, molecular function: aldehyde dehydrogenase (NAD+) activity. The transcript has 3 exons. The record is from RefSeq and is a predicted model, not a curated record. Gene Ontology annotation, cellular component: cytoplasm. The coding region runs from base 347 to 1858 and encodes 503 amino acids.